AUGUUAUUAAAAUUUUUAAAAAUGCUGGCACUAGCAACACUAAUAAAUCUUCACCGCCGUUGCCAAGGAUCAUCAUUAUAUGGAUCGGAGGACCACGUAAAAGAAUUCGACGUUGAUAAUUUUAAUAAAAUUUAUUUUCAGAAAAGAGCGUUUUUUAUUGAAUUUUAUUCGAGUUGGUGUGGUGCGUGUAUUAAUUAUGCAAAAUUUUAUAAGGAAAUUGCAAGUGAUUUGCACACUUGGGCACCAAUUGUUCAAAUUUCGGCAAUAAAUUGUGCCGAAGAAAAAAAUGCAGAAAUUUGUCGUUCGCACGGCAUUGCUGCAUAUCCUACUAUGAAGUACUUCAAAUUUAUGUCACAAAAUAAAAAAGACGGUCAAGUGCACCAAGGUAAUAGGUACAAUUUAACGCUGUUGGCUAUGAAUAUUGCUGAGUAUGUUUACAAAGAUUGGAAAUCGCAACGGCCAUCCGGUUGGCCUGAUUUCGACAAAACUACCCAGUAUUUUUCUCUUUUAUUUAUUUUUUUAAGAUUAUUUAUAUUUAUUUUUUUUUUGAAUUUAUUAUUUGAUUUAUUUUCUAUGUAUUAUAUGCUAAAGGAGGAAAUCCCUCGAAGGCAAGUUAUAAGCGGUGAUGAUUUUAAAGCAUUGAAAGCUUGGAUUGAGCUACUUAAGAAGUAUGCGCCUGGAACAAUACCAAUUCGUAGAUUAUUUUACCGGUUAAACAAAUGGCUUAAACCGAAGAAUUCUAUUAUCGCGCAAGACUGGUUGCUAGAAAUAGAUUCAUUGCAGAUGGAUCUUGGUCAUCCAUUACCAAAUAACCGGACUUGGUUAGCAUGUCGUGGUUCGAAACCUCAUUAUCGUGGUUAUACAUGUGGAUUGUGGACAAUAAUUCAUGUAGUUACAGUUGACGCUUACAAACUUGAGAAAGGAAAUGAAAGUUUUAAUGCCGCUCGAGAUAUAAUCGAACCUUUUCACCAGUUUAUUUAUCGAUUCCUAAGUUGUGAAGAAUGUGGAAAAAAUUUUCAUUAUCAUAUCUCAAAAGUGGAUUUAAGUAACAUCGUACGGCCUGAACAAGGAAUUCUGUGGUUAUGGAUGGCUCAUAAUAAAAUUAAUAAACGUUUGUCAAUGGAAGAUAGUAACGACCCGGUUUUUUCGAAACGGCAAUUCCCUCCUCCAUCUUUGUGUCCAAUUUGUCAAACUGCUGAUGGCAAUUAUAAUGAGGAAAAAACUCUUAAAUUUUUAAUUGAUUACUAUUCCAAUAUAAAAACCGAUUUUAUUGAGGUUGUUUUCGAUAAAGGCCGACUUCAAAGAAUUUAUAAUAGGCGACCAAGUCCGAAAUUGGUUGUUGGAGUCGAUUUUGUGGAUUAUUUGGAAGAAAGCGAAGAUUUAUUAAAACGUCAAGAGACAUUAAAAGAUAUUAAAAAGAAAUUUAGAAAAUAUUUUUAUGAUCAAUUUUUUUCAGAAUCAUUUAUAAGCGAUUCGAAUAGAACGAAAUUCUGGAAAACUUUCUACUACAAUAACUAUAAAAUAUAA
Dracunculus medinensis (Guinea worm) is the source of this 1527-nucleotide messenger RNA. NCBI's taxonomy places the organism in Eukaryota, Metazoa, Nematoda, Chromadorea, Rhabditida, Dracunculidae. The record is from the annotation of a GenBank genome assembly.